Messenger RNA from Gorilla gorilla gorilla (western lowland gorilla), 724 nucleotides. Its product is annotated as protein eyes shut homolog. Bases 1 to 717 code for a protein of 238 amino acids. The record is from RefSeq and is a predicted model, not a curated record. NCBI's taxonomy places the organism in Eukaryota, Metazoa, Chordata, Mammalia, Primates, Hominidae. The transcript is spliced from 7 exons.
AUGGAGCAACAGGUGUCUGUUAGCAUGGUUUCCUCAAGAGAAAACUUUGAGAUUGGCAGUGUGAAGACUACGGUCCGCUUGGCAAGCGGCGUCUUCCCAGAAGCUGGCGUCACCGUUCGACCAAGGAGCCCUCUGGUGGCCCUGUCUGGACAUAACAGAAGGCUGGCACUCUUGUCUUCCGGUCACUUCUCAUUAUGUCCCCUCAGCAACUAUCUCUAUUUCAGUUGUGUUCGUUAUUAUGGAGAUUCUUAUCUAGAAUUUCAGAAUGUGGUUUUAAAUCCACAAAAUAACAUCUCCCUAGAAUUUCAGACCUUCAGCUCCUAUGGACUUCUGCUGUAUGUCAAGCAAGACUCAAAUUUAGUAGAUGGAUUUUUUAUUCAAUUGUUUAUUGAAAAUGGUACUUUAAAGUACCACUUUUACUGUCCUGGUGAAGCAAAAUUUAAAAGCAUUAAUACCACUGUUAGAGUGGACAACGGGCAAAAGUAUACACUGCUUAUCAGGCAAGAAUUGGAUCCAUGUAAAGCUGAGCUGACUAUUUUAGGGAGGAAUACACAAACAUGCGAAUCUAUCAAUCAUGUACUUGGAAAACCCCUGCCAAAAUCAGGAUCUGUCUUCAUUGGUGGAUUUCCAGACCUUCAUGGGAAAAUCCAGGCAAUGACAGUUCCUGUCACAUUGUUGGAGCUCAAUGAACAGCUUUUAAAUAGAGGCCUCAGUUAAAGAAUGG